UAGUCUUAAAGGUGCCACAGGACCCUCUGUUGCAUCUUGUGCAAUGGCCCUUAGCGGCUAACCCUCCUCUCUGCACCCCACGGGCAGACUUACCCCAUGGUGGUGGAGGGCGCAACGUAGCCGGAAACUAAAUCUCAUCGACAGCAACCUUGUUUAUAGACAUGCGCAGAGGUUCCACAAGGACUCCUCGUUGUUUUUGCAGACAGACUAACACGGCCCAUCAUAUCAAGCUACCACUAGAGGGAAGCAGACACCUACUUCAGUGCACUCGUUGUCUAGGGUAGGGUCUGAAGGCCCCAACUGAGAUCAGAGUCCCCACUCCGCCCAGUUAAUCUUGACUGAGAGCAGGGUAGGGCCCAUGUUGUGCCAGGCGCUGCAUGGACCCUGACUGAGACAGGGGCCCCACAGACCCGCACAGAGACCAGGGCCAGGUCCCACUGGAUGCUGCUCAGACCCUGACUGAGGUUGUGGCCCAUCUCAGGUCACGUGCUGCACAAACCCUGACCCCGGCGAGCUGUGCGCUACACCCACACAGCGAGACAGCCCCGUCCCGCAUUGCUCCCAGCCUAAGAACCAGCGGGGGGAGGGGAAAUAGAGGCUCCCGCGUUGGCAACGCUGGGAAUACUCACCCCUGUGCGGGCCUGUGAUCCGCGCCCUGCGGGGGGACUGGGUGCAACUGGCUGACCCCAGCGUGGGGUGUCGCCUGCUGUAGCCCCUUUUGCAGCGCAGAGCCCGCCCGUUUAUCUGCCCCCGUUGGCAUCGCUGGCUCUGACGGGUUAAAAGUUCAGUGUUGGGUUUGGGGCCCCCCGGUUCGUACCUCAGCACCACAAACCUGCCCGGGACCGGGUUAUCCCGCAAAUCGAAUUCCGGUGCGGGCGCCGCCGCCAACCGUCAGGCUCGGCGAGGAGACUCUUCGUGACGUCACAGCCAGCGCGGGCGGGGAUUGGGCGGGACAUCCCUCCUCCAGCUUCCGGGGCUCGCCGCCCGCGCUGCUUCCAGCUGCACAGAGCCAGGCAGGGAGCGGGAGAGAUUCGGGCGGGCGGCGAGCGACGGCGCCAUGGAGAUGGAAGGAGCAGAUGGGGCUGCAGUCCCCCCCAGCUUGGCCGAUCGCUCCCAUCGAAGCAGCAUCUCUUCCAUGUGUGCCCGAUCGCUGGAUGUCCUGGUAUAUCUGAUUGAUGAUACUGCGGUGCAGCUGAGCGUGGACAGUCUGAUGUCUGUCACUGUUCAUGAGCUACAUCGCAUCGUCCGGGAAGCCCUGCAGCUUCCUGAGUGUGCCAUGGAAGUCUUCGCUCUGUGGCUCAUCUCUCCCUUGCUUGAGGUGCAGCUGAAGCCGAAGCACCAGCCAUACAAGGUGUGCCGCCAGUGGCAGGAGCUGCUCUUGCGUUUCACUGAUUGCCAGGAGGAUGAGAUCAUGCAGGAUGAGCCUUCCCUGCAGUUCAGAAGGAACGUGUUUUUCCCGAAGAGAAGGGAGCUGCAGAUUGAAAACGAGGCUGUCCUGCGGCUGCUCUACGAAGAGGCCAAGUUCAACAUCCUGGAGGGACGCUACCCGUGUGACAUGGAAGACUGCGAGCAGCUGGGGGCCCUGGUCUGCAGGCUGCAGCUGGGGCCCUACGACCAGGACCAGCAUACGGCCUGUGCCUUGAAGGAGAAGCUGGAGGCCUUCCUGCCCGCUCACCUGUGCCGGCGGGGGCACAGCCUGCUGACGGCGCUGUGGAAGCGGGGGGCCAAGCAGCCGGCCUACGAGCAGGGGCUGCUCCAGGCCUACCAAGCAGUGCGGGAGGAGGCAGCCUGCGAGGAGCCUGAGGCUCUGCGCCAGCACUACCGGGCCUAUCUGCAGAGGUGCCACCAGCUGCCAUACUAUGGUUGUGCUUUCUUUUAUGGGGAGAUUGACAAGCCAGCCCAGGGCUUCCUGCACCGGGGAGGACGCAAGGCAGUGUCGGUCGCCAUCAGCCUGGAGGGUGUGUACGUCAUGGAUAGCAAGGAGAAGCACGUCUUGCUGGGCCUGCGGUUCCAGGAACUCUCCUGGGACCACACGUACCCCGAUGAGGAGGAGGAGCACAUCCUCUGGCUGGAGUUCGAUGGGGAAAACGAAGGGACCCUGGUCAACAAGCUGCUGAAGGUUUACUCCAAGCAGGCAGAGCUGAUGAGUGGCCUUAUCGAGUACUGCCUGGAGCUGAACGCAGCAGCGGAGGCAUCGGCCCUGGAGAACAGCACCCUCCAGAGCCCCACACUGCCACCUCUGGCCAGCAAGCAGCGCCCCAAGCUGAGACGGCAGAACAGCGUGGUCUGCAGCCGGAUCCAGCACCUCGCCACCAUAGACUACAUUGAGGAUGGUAAAGAGAUCAAGCGUGUGAAACCCAAGCGGACGGCCUCCUUCUUCACCCGCCAGUUCUCUCAUGGCCCUACCACCUACUCAGCUGUGCAGGCUCCAGCAGAGAGCCUGGAGCAGGGCUGAGUGCCGUCUUCGCUGGUGCACAGGGAGCAAUGGACCGAUCCAUCUAGGGGCAUGCCCUGUGCCCAGCACGCUGGCUCUCCUCUGAGCUAGGAUGCCUAGGUGCCUCUCUAAGUUAUUCUGUGUUAAUUUAUACCAAUGGGAUCCCACCUUGCUGCAUCGAAAGUCCUGUCUAUUCUCUCUUCUGCAGCCAUUCCAGCCUGAGCCCUCGGGUGCCUGGGCUCCUCUGGUUAUGUUGCUUUGAGUGUUCACUGCAGCUGGGCAGUGACACCCCCUCCCUCCCCUGGGUGGUGGAAGCCUCCCGGUGUGGUUCUACUGUAUCUGUGCUGGCACGCCGCCGUUGAUUUCGGUUGGCACCGAUGUACAUGAGGGGAAGAGCAGCCAUGCCACCUCGCCGAGCCAGUAUUGCUCUGAGAUCAUCUUGCCCACCCCUCCGCGCUCCUAGGCCUCUGAGAGCUGCCCUGAUGGAGAGCGCGCUCUGCAUCGUUUCUGCCCCAGAGCUCUGAGUCUCUCCUCCGGGGUGAAGUGUCCCGUCAGCACAGGCUUCACGGAGUGCAGGGCCAGAACCUGCCUGCACGUGCCCAUCAGUUCAGCACGUCAGGGUCCUGCAGCACCUCGCUUGUCCUGAGUGGGGAACUCUCCUGUCUCUGAAUGUCGCCUCCCCUUGAGGGGAGGGAUUUGUCCGGUCUCCCGCGCAGGGCGGGAAGGGCUGUGUGGUGUUGGUUCAUUCCACAUCUGAUAGAAUGUUGAGGUGUCUUGGCUAUAUCCCCUGGUGGGUCGUUCCAUUUUCAAACCUGUGUGGGAGUCGGAUGGGGAAGGGGGAUAGUGAUUCUGACAUAACCCCGCCUGCGUUUCUGGGUGAACUGAUUGCGUAGCAGCUUUAAGACCUUUUGCAAUUCAGCUGGGGGAGUCUGAUUUCAAAGCUGGCCUCGCCUCUGGUCCAUGGCUAAUUCAGUCCAGGAGAGGUAGGCACGAGGUGUUCAGUGAAGUGAAGCGGGGAAGAUUGCUUUGCUGCCGACGCUUCACUGAGAAACAGGCCUCCUGGGCCUAUCAGCUCAGGACAUCUCACCGGCCCUAAAAAUCCCUUCUUGGCUUCUGCAUCUACUUCCUGCCCCAGGAACUCAGCCUGCUUUUUGGAGGGGUUUGUAUGUAUCGCCCUUUCUGUUGAUGGGAUAUUUUUCUCGAUGGCUGGACAAGUGAGUUGCUGGUGCAGGAAAUGGGUGACUCCCCCACAUGAAGCCUUGUUCAGCUGUGAAGGAGAGACACUGGGGUAUUAACACAAAGGCUCAGUAAUUGACUGCAGCAGGUUUCCUUGCUGGAUGUGCAGCUGUUGGAAGGAACAACCUCCUUGCCUUUCUGAGGCUGCUGGUUGGUCUAGUUCAAGUUGGGUGUGGUGACAUAUGCCGGGGUCCAAACAGCUUUGCCUUAUCCAUUCAGUACAGAGAGGCUGUUUUGAACAACUCAGCCUGUGUCUGUGGUUUGGACUUGAGCCAGAGGGGUUUAGAUACACCAGCCCUGUUAACUUUAACAAGAGCUCUGCAUCUAAAUCUCUUGCUUCAUUUUUGAAAAUCUUAGCCUUAAAACCCCAGCACUGCACACUUUCCUGUGAGUGCUUUAUUUCCCUAAUGGGGAAGAGCUCUAGUGGGUGCUUAUUAAAUGACUGUGUUGCUUGUUAACCUCCCUCCCCCUUUUUAACU
This is a messenger RNA of Terrapene triunguis (Three-toed box turtle), 4149 nucleotides long. RefSeq names its product FERM domain containing 8 (gene FRMD8). Gene Ontology annotation, biological process: negative regulation of canonical Wnt signaling pathway. Lineage: Eukaryota; Metazoa; Chordata; Testudines; Emydidae. Gene Ontology annotation, cellular component: cytoskeleton; plasma membrane. The coding region runs from base 1058 to 2455 and encodes 465 amino acids. The record is from RefSeq and is a predicted model, not a curated record. The transcript is spliced from 11 exons.